This is a messenger RNA of Guillardia theta CCMP2712, 987 nucleotides long. RefSeq lists its product as hypothetical. The coding region runs from base 1 to 987 and encodes 328 amino acids. The transcript has 14 exons. NCBI's taxonomy places the organism in Eukaryota, Cryptophyceae, Pyrenomonadales, Geminigeraceae. The record is from RefSeq and is a predicted model, not a curated record.
AUGGAGCUGCACAAGCAUGCAAACCUGGCUGUUGUGCAACACGGGGAUUCGGUGAACCCAAGAUUUGUUGAGGGGUUGCCAGCUGCUGUCAAGGAAACACUACAGAAGGCAAUGUACACCAGGUUUCCUCCGAGAUCGACGAUAGAUAUCUGUCAUAGCGAGCCCGGGGCCUGGAGCGUCCCUACCCCGAUGUACCCGACGUCGACAUGCCCGUCAGAAGACAGGUUGUAUGCCGUCGGGAGAACAAUGUUUGAGACGGACAGGCUGCCAGAUGGAUGGUUGAGAAGACUGAAGGCAAUGGAUGAGAUUUGGGUCCCGUCCAAGUUUCAUGAAAAAAUUUUCGAGGACGCUGGACUUGCCAGAGAGAGCAUACAUGUUAUCCCUGAGGCUGUCGACACUGAGCUGUUCGACCCAACAAAAUCUUCACCUCACAAACUUCUGUCAGCAGACAAGAGAUUCAAGUUUCUCUCUGUUUUUAAGCUGACUUCUCCUGAAAAGUGGGAAGCCCGAAAGGGCUGGGAUAUCUUGCUAGAGGCAUUUCUUUCACAGUUUCCAGCCAAAGAGAACAGAGAUAUCAGCAACAUCAUCGUCUUGGACGAAGACAUACCGCUGAAGCAAAUGACCCAACUUUACGCUGUGGGGGAGGCCGCACAUAGAGGCCAUGGCCAUGUCGUUGCAACAAACUGGAGCGGAAACACUGAGUUCAUGAAGGACUACAACAGCUUUCUCAUCCCCAUUGAGGGCCUCGAGCCGGUUCGGGAGGGAGCGUUUACCGGACACCUGUGGGCGAGACCGUCAGUGAAAGGCCUCAUGGACAUUCUUAAGAAAAUCUUUGAGAACCCAAAUGAAGCGAAAAGAAUCGCAAAGGUUGGGAUGGAGGAAGUGCGAAAAUUUUACAAUCCCGAUGCCGUUGCAAAUGUUGUUAUGCAUAGACUGCGAGCUAUUGAGCAGAUUCUGGCUCAGAGGUCUGUCAGGGGAGAGUUAUGA